Molecule: messenger RNA, 828 nt
Organism: Pochonia chlamydosporia 170
Lineage: Eukaryota; Fungi; Ascomycota; Sordariomycetes; Hypocreales; Clavicipitaceae
Product: SH3 domain-containing protein
Exons: 2
Coding region: 1-828 (275 amino acids)
Biological process (GO): protein transport to vacuole involved in ubiquitin-dependent protein catabolic process via the multivesicular body sorting pathway
Cellular component (GO): ESCRT-0 complex
Molecular function (GO): protein binding
Source: RefSeq, a predicted model, not a curated record
AUGGUGUCCGCCGACCGCCAGCUCAUCAUGGAGACCAACCGGUCGCUCCGAAAUAUCAAGACCGAACUGGAGAAUCUCUUAGAAAAAGGCAUCAUCGACGAGUCCGUCUUCGACCAAAUUCACGCCGCUCUGCCGCAGGAAUCACCGCUCUCAGGACCCCUCCGCACAGCAAACAACAACGCAACAUCGCCGGCUCCCGUUCGAGAUAGCCCUGCCCCCGUAGCAAGCAACACCUCUUCUCCGCCUCCUCCCACACAGCAGAUGCAGAAUCUGGGCAUCAACAACGCCAAUCCACCUGCAACCACGUCACCCUCCCCUGGUCCGCCAUCAUACGACCAGACUCCCGCGCCAAAUGUGCCCAAUCGCGCCGGUAAACCUGUACUUGCGCAUGCACGAGCCCUAUACCGCUACGUCGCUUCUGAUAAUCGCGAUGUAUCCUUCGAAAAGGAUGACAAGAUUAUUGUACAUGAGUACAUGAAUCAGGACUGGUGGAUGGGCCAGAACACCCGGACCGGACAAGAAGGCAUCUUCCCUCGAAACUAUGUCCUCGUCGAGCACGAGGAGCAAAAGUCUGCGCCGUAUGCACCUUAUGCACAACCUCAGUAUGGAUAUCCUCCCGCGGGGCAGGGCCCACCACAGCAGCAGAACCCGUAUAAUUCGAGCGUGCCGCCUAUGGCUGUGGCGGAGGGUGGCCAACCUGCGAAUGGAGAACAGGGUGAUAACAAGGUCGGUCAGUAUGGCAAGAAGUUUGGCAAGAAGCUGGGUAAUGCUGCCAUCUUUGGUGCGGGCGCCACUAUUGGUGGAAAUAUUGUAAACAGCAUUUUUUAA